Molecule: messenger RNA, 320 nt
Organism: Penaeus monodon (black tiger shrimp)
Lineage: Eukaryota; Metazoa; Arthropoda; Malacostraca; Decapoda; Penaeidae
Product: vicilin-like seed storage protein At2g18540
Exons: 3
Coding region: 1-249 (82 amino acids)
Source: RefSeq, a predicted model, not a curated record
AUGCCCCGUGUCCCCGCGCGCCUGUCACCAGUGCCUCGUGCAGUGCCAACGGCGCUCGCUCCGCUUCCUGCUGACACCUCUCGAGGGUCGCCACCCGAAAGAGAGAAACAGAAAGAGAGAGCAAGAAAGAGAGAAAAAGAAAGAGAGAGGCGAGAGCAAAGGAGAGAAAUCACAUGCGUGAAGGACGCGAAAUGGGAAGAAAGAGUGAUAAAGCAAAUGGAGAAAGCAGAAGAGGAGAAGAGAAGGUAAGAAGAAACAGAGAAUUAUAACAAAUGCUGGACACUGAGAGAAAGAGAGAGGAUGGCAACGGUGAAAGAAAA